AUGAAGCUCCUUCUGAUUGCCGUCGUUAUCUGUAUUGAUACAUCAGGAUUCUUGACAACAGCAAAACCGAGAUGUGCACCCCUGUACAAUGGCGGUCGUGGAGGACCAGGAGGAGCAAAUGUUAAAGAAGGAUGGAGUUUCAAUUCACGAACCAAUCACUGCCAAACAGUUAUGUAUAGAUCUCGCUGUCGUCCUCCAUGGAACUGCUUUCUUACUGAGUCGGAGUGCGAAGAAAAUUGCGAUCCAUUAGUGUUGGAGUGGCUAAACAAGUACGAUGCAUUUUGA
Molecule: messenger RNA, 285 nt
Organism: Ixodes scapularis (black-legged tick)
Lineage: Eukaryota; Metazoa; Arthropoda; Arachnida; Ixodida; Ixodidae
Exons: 3
Coding region: 1-285 (94 amino acids)
Molecular function (GO): serine-type endopeptidase inhibitor activity
Source: RefSeq, a predicted model, not a curated record